CCAGCUCUUCUUCUACAAGUCCAACUCGCCCUCCUUCUCGUCGUACUUUGUCAUUCUCGUCUCGUUACCCAUCGGCCGCUGGAUGGCCAGGAGCUUUCCGAAGCAAUCGACGCACAUCCCUUUCACCAGCUUCUCCGUAGACCUUAAUCCGGGCCCUUUCAAUAUGAAGUGAGAAUGACUCCUACCCCGGCCUCUUGUGUUCGCCGAUGCUUACAGUCCCUCGUCAGAGAGCACCUCUUGAUCGCUGUCCUGUCAUCAUGCGCCGCAGUGAGCGCGUACGCCGCCGACAUCAUCAACAUUGGCGAGCUUUUCUUCGACGUUCACCUUGGCAUCUUCUCAAGCCUCACGCUGCUUCUCACGACACAGACGCUGGGUUUCUCCUUUGCCGGUCUUGUACAUGAUCUACUCGUCAAGCCCGUGGCCAUGAUAUUCCCGUCGACGCUCGUCACUACGACAAUGUUCACGACACUGCACGACCAGUCCUCCAUCGAUAUGCGCCCUCGGCUCCGAUUCUUUACCAUGGCUUUUGUCGGCAUCUUCGCCUAUCAAUUCCUGCCAAAUCUCUUUGCGCCAACGCUCUCCUCAAUGGCACUACUGUGCUUUAUCGAUCCUUCAAACAAAGCGUUUCGUACGCUUUCAUCCGGCUACAAAGGCUUUGGUCUACCUAAUAUCUCCCUCGACUGGAACGCGAUCGCAACUUCAGGUCCACUCUAUCAGCCGUGGUGGGCUGCGCUCAAUUUCUACGGCGGCAUUGCUGCGGCCAUGUACGUCGUCAUGCCGAUCCUCUACGCCAUGGAUUUCUGGGACGCUCAGAGCUUCCCGUCGCCGAUCGAUGCGGGCAUGUACGAGCAGAACCACGCGAAAUUCGACGUCAAGUCGGUCUUGACGCCCGAUCAUUCCCUCGAUCAAGCAGAGUGGGCCAAAAAGAAACCUCUGCUCCUCACACCUUGGUUUGCCCUCAGCUAUGGCCUUUCGUUUGCCGUUCUCACGAGCAUGAUCAGCCAUGUGCUCCUUUGGCAUCGAAAGGACAUCUACAAGGCCCUCCGAUAUCCGAACCACGAAGAUGUACACAACCGCCUGAUGAAGGCCUAUCAUCCCGUGCCCAGACGCUGGUAUGUUAUGACAUUCGUUGUCUCGCUCUCGUCAGCCGUCAUUCUCGUCGCCACGACGCCGCUACAGCUGCCGGUAUGGGGCCUGCUGCUCGCAGUCGGCAUUGCUCUUCUGUUCCUUAUCCCUGUUGGCGUCAUCAAGGCCGUGUCAGACACGGGCAUCGGCCUCAACGUCAUCACCGAGUUUGUCGCCGGGCUGCUGCUGCCUGGCAAGCCCAUCGCAAAUGUCUGCUUCAAAUGCUACGGCUACAUGGCCAUGUCGCAGGCGCUGGACCUUACAACGGACCUGAAGCUGGCUCACUACAUGAAGAUUCCACCAAAGGCCAUGUUCCUUGCGCAAGUCUGGGGCACGGUGAUUGGCUGUGUUGUCAACCUCGCCGUCGUCCGACUGGUGCUGAGCCCUGCGGCAGGGUACCGUGCCUUUCUCGACGGGACCCAGGUGGACCCGACGGGACAGUGGGACGGUCGCAAGCUCAACAUCUUUUAUUCCGCCUCAGUCAUUUGGGGCGCCAUUGGCCCGGUUGAAUUCUUUAGCGGCAAAUACCGGAUCCUCUUUUGGGGCUUCGCCAUUGGCGCGCUUGCACCCUUUGUGCCCUGGAUGCUCAAUAAGCGAUGGCCUCGCAGGUACUGGCAUCUGGUCAACUUUCCCGUCCUCAUUCAUGGCGCUGCCUCGCCACCUCAGACGCCCACGAAUAUCAUCCUCUCGGGCUUUACCGCCGCGUGGGCUUCGCAGUGGUGGGCUCGCAAACGGCAUCCGCGUUGGUUUGGCAAGCGGAAUUACGUCUUGGCCGCCGCCCUCGAUGCGGGCUCGUCGGUCAAUGCGCUCUGCAUCUUUGUCCUCUCCAUCACCCUGCUCAAAGUCCUGCCGAUGCCCCACUGGUGGAUGAACCCGGCAAAAGACUCGGAGCAUUGCACACCUUAGAUUACAACAAGAAAGUACGUUCUUCCGUAGCACCAAAAAAACCGCUGUACGAUUACCUUUCUAGACGAGCAAAUGAUCCCUCCAAGCCUAAAUUUCGGGAUAGAUUCGCCACAUUG
Messenger RNA from Acaromyces ingoldii, 2147 nucleotides. Its product is annotated as OPT superfamily oligopeptide transporter. Gene Ontology annotation, biological process: transmembrane transport. Gene Ontology annotation, molecular function: oligopeptide transmembrane transporter activity. Bases 175 to 2031 code for a protein of 618 amino acids. The record is from RefSeq and is a predicted model, not a curated record. NCBI's taxonomy places the organism in Eukaryota, Fungi, Basidiomycota, Exobasidiomycetes, Exobasidiales, Cryptobasidiaceae. The transcript has 6 exons.